This is a messenger RNA of Aedes albopictus (Asian tiger mosquito), 1025 nucleotides long. RefSeq names its product RPII140-upstream gene protein (gene 140up). The transcript has 4 exons. The record is from RefSeq and is a predicted model, not a curated record. Gene Ontology annotation, cellular component: mitochondrion. Bases 127 to 1005 code for a protein of 292 amino acids. Lineage: Eukaryota; Metazoa; Arthropoda; Insecta; Diptera; Culicidae.
CAUCGCGGUCGCCAGUAUCUGUCGGUGGGCCCUAAUAACAUCAUUCAACGAUUAUGAAACCAGCAGCACCACAGGAGAAGUUAUAGGUUUUAGUGUUACGUUUUUUUUUUUUGAAAAUUAGAUGAAAUGUUUCGAAAAGUAGUGAAAUUUGCGGUCCCCAGCGCGGGAACCCUAUCGGCCGGCCUGUUCCCAUUUGGCAGCAUCAACGAAAAUGACCGCGUCGAGCACGCACCGAUGCAGCAGAUGCUCGCCGAAGCCCCGGGCGAUAAACAGACCGGCAAGGAUAGACUGUAUCUGAUGUUCAGCAUCGACGGAUUCGGUCGAAUUUCCAACGAAGUCAACUCAAUCUACCAGGCUGGAUUUUUGGGCUUUCUCGUGGGGGCUUGCUACGGUGGAUUCAUCAACUCCCGGGUGGCCUACGUAAACUUCAUGGAAAGGAACCAGGCUACGGCGUUCAAGUCCAGUUUUGAAGCUAAGCGUAAACUUCAAGAUCAGGUGACUGUCACCUUCGCCAAGGGAGCAUUCAAAUGGGGCUGGCGAUUAGCACUGUUCACCACCAGUUACAUAGGCAUCCAAACCGUCAUAUCGGUGUACCGCGGCAAAUCAUCCAUCUAUGAGUACCUGGCAGCGGGCGGAACAACCGGUGCCCUGUACAAGUUCAGCAUGGGUCCGAAGGGGAUGGUCAGCGGAGGACUGGUGGGUAUGACUUUAGGCGGCAUUGCUGGAUUGGCGUCUCUGGCCAUACUGAAAGCGAGUGGAACCACCAUGGAGGAAGUUCGCUUCUGGCAGUACAAAUGGAGGGCCAGUCGUGACGAGGCCAUCAACGAAAGUUUCAAAAAGCAAACCCCUGCGGAAGCCGAUCGGCUGAUGGAGGGACAUCAUGAAAAAUUCGGAACGACGAAUCUGUCGCUGGAUAACAUUGCGGCAAGCGAAAAGAAGGAAGCUAGUGCGGUAAUUCAGACGCAGACGGCACCGACUACUACAGAGAAUGUGGGGAAACAGUAAAACGCUUUAAGGUAAUGUAA